Messenger RNA from Chelmon rostratus (copperband butterflyfish), 1363 nucleotides. It is a transcript of the gene kcnj12b, whose product is annotated as potassium inwardly rectifying channel subfamily J member 12b. The transcript has a single exon. Gene Ontology annotation, cellular component: plasma membrane. Gene Ontology annotation, biological process: regulation of monoatomic ion transmembrane transport; potassium ion import across plasma membrane. Lineage: Eukaryota; Metazoa; Chordata; Actinopteri; Chaetodontiformes; Chaetodontidae. Bases 1 to 1272 code for a protein of 423 amino acids. Gene Ontology annotation, molecular function: inward rectifier potassium channel activity. The record is from RefSeq and is a predicted model, not a curated record.
AUGAGUUUGGGAAGGGCCCACCACCACAGCUUCGUGUCCUGUGAAGAAGAAGGCCUGAGACUGAGUACCAUGCCUGCUGUGGGCAGCUUCGGCAAUGGCAAGAUUCACACGAGACGCAAAUACCACAGCCGGUUUGUCAGCAAGGCUGGCCAAUGCAACAUCCAUUUCUCAAACAUGGAUGAGAAGUCGCAGCGGUACAUGUCUGACAUAUUCACAACUUGCGUGGACAUCCGCUGGCGAUACAUGUUCCUGCUGUUCAGCCUGGUGUUUGUGGUGUCCUGGCUAUCAUUCGGCCUGGCAUUCUGGGUCAUCGGCCACCUACACGGUGACAUGGACCAUCCCGGAGGGGACGACAGUUUUGUCCCUUGUGUCACGCAGGUCAACACCUUUGUUGCAGCUUUCCUGUUCUCUAUUGAGACCCAGACAACCAUUGGGUAUGGAGCUCGUUGUGUGACUGAGGAAUGCCCGGCUGCUGUUUUCAUGGUGGUGUUUCAGUCCAUCAUGGGCUGCAUUAUCGAUGCCUUCAUGAUCGGUGCCAUCAUGGCUAAGAUGGCACGACCCAAAAAGCGUGCAGAGACUCUACUGUUCAGCCACAACGCCGUCAUCGCUUUGCGUGAUGGGAAACUGUGCCUCAUGUUCAGGGUUGCCAAUCUGAGGAAGAGCCACAUUGUGGAAGCUCAUGUGAGGGCCCAGCUCGUCAAGCCCCGUUACACAGAGGAGGGUGAAUAUAUCCCCCUGGAUCAGAUUGACAUGAAUGUAGGCUAUGACAAAGGCACAGACCGCCUGUUUCUGGUUGCACCCCUAACUGUCAUUCACGAAAUCGAUGAAGAAAGUCCACUGUUUGGCAUCAGUAAGCAAGAUCUUGAAACAUCUGACUUUGAGAUAGUGAUUAUUCUGGAAGGUUUGGUGGAGGCCACAGCUAUGACAACGCAAGCACGCAGCUCUUACCUGCCCUCAGAGAUCCUGUGGGGCCACCGCUUUGAGCCCGUCAUCUUUGAGGAGAAGAACCAGUACAGGAUAGAUUACGCCUAUUUUCACAAAACAUUCGAAGUACCAUCCACCCCCAGAUGCAGUGCCAAGGACAUGGAGGAGAGAAAAUUCCCAACAUCUGGCGCCAACUCCUUCUGCUAUGAGAACGAGCUGGCCUUCAUCAGCAGGGAUGAGGAGGAGGAAGAGGGAGAUGAGCAGAAAAACAGGAAGUAUUCAUUAGAGCUAAUGACUGAGCAGGCUGGAUGUGAUCAAAUGUCCUCUCGCAGAGAAUCAGAGAUGUAACUCCUGGCUGUUGCUUGUUUAGUUUAGUUUUUGGGAUGCAGAGCAAUCACAGUAUCACACGAAGAGCCCUAUGACUGUCAUUCUACUGACA